Messenger RNA from Porites lobata, 1075 nucleotides. The record is from the annotation of a GenBank genome assembly. NCBI's taxonomy places the organism in Eukaryota, Metazoa, Cnidaria, Anthozoa, Scleractinia, Poritidae.
CUGCUCCCCAGAGACCAAUUACCAGUGUAUUAGUUUGUGUUUUCGCUUUCAAAAGAAUCAGCAACUUCUAGCAAGUUAUCUUGCCCGCUCUUGUUCUCCUGAUUAAUGAUGAAAACAGCUGUGUUUCUUGUCUUCCUCGCUUUUUCACUCGCCUUGUGCUACCAAGAUGCGCAAAACAGUGGCCAUAAAAGAUCCCUUUUACCGUGCCAAAAACAGAAUAACAAAGCGCUUGCCAACCUUGUUGGAAAUGGAAAGUCCAUCCAGGGCAAGUUAUCAGUUUUACAAAGCUGUUCUAGUUCUAUGACGAACAUGAGGACUGUUGAUAGGCCAAAUGAAGUACAUUACGAUUUCGAAGAGUCCUGUUAUGUUGAAGGGGAUUCACAGUCUCUGGUAAAAGUGAAAGCAAAAUCUGACCCACCCGCCCGUGGCGGAGAACAAUGUGCAGUUCUACCCGUCUUUCAAGCAGCCUUUCUCGUUCAAGACGUGGACACAAACUCGUACAUGAUUCUAAAUCCAGCAACGGCUCAGUGGUUUUUCACUAGACCUCUUGGAGGAUGUGAAAUGUUCGUGGCAAAGGGAUCCACCCGUCAGGAUGUCCUCGUUAUACACUCCAAUUUGGACAGGUGUAGAAACAAAGUGGGAAAUCUCCAAGAGAAGGGUGCAUCAGUAGACGAAAUGAUGGGACGCCACCCUGGGUAUCACUUGAUUGCUCGUGUGUACAGUGAACCUCCUGCGGCAGAAAAACCAGCAGCUGAUGCGUAUAUGAGAGGUUAUGAAAGAGGCCAUCCGGGAAUUUUAACCAUAGCCUACAACAACCAGCCUCCAACAACACUUCAAUAUUUUCAGUUUAUUGGUCAUUACAAUGACGCUCAGUACUGGAUUUUCACUGUAAAGGGAGAAAUUGACGGCAAAGUUUUUGGGCGUAUUCAAGUAAGGUAAAAGCCUGAAAAGUUGUAUCCUCAACGACAAAUUGUGUACAAUCUUCAAAUAUUUUGCAAGUCAGUAGUAGUUGUGAGCUGUAAUUUCCUAUGCGUACUUGUAAUGAUAUAACACACGUGAAUAAAAAAUGGCGGAG